AUGGAAGUCGAUAGCGGGUCAUCUUCUUCAUCAGAAGACGAAAUUGAACAAAAAUUAAUUCAUACUGCGUAAGUGAAUUUUUUGUUAAUUUUAUUUUUCAAAAAUAUGUUUUUCAUUUCAGAAAUGUUCGAUUAGCAAUGGAUGACUCGAAAUCUGCGGAAAUAAUUGCGAAUACAAUAAAAGUGGAUAAAGAGCCAAGUAGAAGUGGAGCUGUUAGAAAAGUUACUUUUGAGGAACAUUUUGUAGUUCUGUAAGUUAGUUAUAUUUUUAUUCAAAGUUUUAUCAUUAUAAAUUUCAGUGAAAUUGUUAGUAGCGAUCCAAAAUCACUAUCAAAAUCGAUCUCAAAUGCAGUUGAUAUGUGCGAUUUGUCUCAAAAAACUUUGCGACUUGCUCAAAAAUAUCCCAGCCCUGAAAAUGGUGUAAAACGACCAUUUUCAGAAUGA
Messenger RNA from Caenorhabditis angaria, 443 nucleotides. The record is from the annotation of a GenBank genome assembly. NCBI's taxonomy places the organism in Eukaryota, Metazoa, Nematoda, Chromadorea, Rhabditida, Rhabditidae.